Molecule: messenger RNA, 1069 nt
Organism: Xiphias gladius (swordfish)
Lineage: Eukaryota; Metazoa; Chordata; Actinopteri; Istiophoriformes; Xiphiidae
Product: NF-kappa-B inhibitor alpha-like
Exons: 5
Molecular function (GO): protein binding
Source: RefSeq, a predicted model, not a curated record
AGGCCUCUCCACUUGGCCAUCAUUCAUGAAGCCACUGAACAUGCCCUUCAGAUGAUCAAACUGUCUAACAAUCACCCCUUCCUCAACCUACAGAACCACCAGAGACAGACUGCCCUACAUCUAGCAGUGAUCACAGAGCAGCCCCAGUUGGUGGAAAAACUCCUGAAGGCCGGCUGUGACCCACGGUUGGCUGACGACAGCGGGAACACGGCUCUUCACAUCGCCUGCAAGAGGGGCUCCCUUGCCUGCUUCAGUGUCAUCACCCAGAACUGCCUGUGCCACCUAACCUCCAUCAUGUCCUUCCCCAAUUACAAUGGACAUAACUGUCUCCACCUGGCAUCUAUUAAUGGCUAUAUUUCAUUGGUGGAAAACCUUUGUCAGCUGGGUGCAGACAUAGAUGCACAGGAACAGUGCAGUGGACGGACGGCUCUCCACCUGGCUGUGGAUCUCCAGAACCCCACACUGGUCCGUUGCCUCCUUGACCUCGGCGCCGAUGUUAACUGCUUGAACUAUGGUGGCUUCACGGCCUACCACCUCACCUACGGGCGACAGAACGAAGAGAUCAGGUGCCAGCUGUACGAGAGGACGGCACAGGAGCUGAGGGAGCUGCCCGACAGCGAAUCAGAUGAGAGUGAUAUGGAGGAUCUGGACCUGUCGGAAGAUGAGCUGUAUGACGACAUAAAGUUCGGAAAGUAAACAGAACCAACCCUUUACUGAUGGUUUGAAUAACAGUGAAGCUGCUAUUGGGUUGCCCAGCCACGGCCCCCAAUGAGGGACAUAUCGGUACCUGUCCAGCGUCCAAGUCCACGGGUGCUGGCCCUGGGAUCAAAAACGUGAAUGAAGAUGGCGUUCAGUCUGGUCAAAGCCAGUUGCACUCUGUGCCAAGAACCACGAAAACAGCAAGACCAUGACCCCCAUGUAGUCCUUCUGUAUACUGUAUAAAUAUAUAUUGAUGUGUAUAUACCAGACAUGUAAUAUAUUGUAAAUACAGAGAUAUUAUUUUUGUACCUGUACAUAUGUUUUGUGAAUUUAAACACUAUUAACAAACAUGCUGAGAAUAAAAAGUCUA